AUCCGGAUAGGGCCAUGCAGUUCACUAUCGCAUCAUCGCACCAUCGAGGUUUGAGUCGAUAGUGCGAUGACGCGAUAAUGCGAUGACGAUGAAGCGAUGGUGCGAUAACGAUGAAGCGAUGGUGCGAUGGCGCGAUGACGAUGAUGCGAUGGCACGACAAUGCGAUGACGAUGAUGCGAUGGUACGAUGAAGCGAUAGCGCGAUGAGGCGAUGGCACGAUAGCGAUGAUGCGAUGGUGCGAUAGCGAUGAUGCGAUGGCGCGAUAGUGAUGACGCGAUGCUCUAUCGUGUCAUCGUCAGUGCUCUAUCGCAUUAUCGUCAGUGCCCUAUCGCACCAUCGCGUUAUCGACUUUUAUGCGCAUGCGCCAUUGAGAAGAGAAAUGGCGUCAGGUAGUGAAGAUGACACAGAUAUAUACAACAUAUUGGAAGAGAUAGGAAUGAAAGAAAGAAUUCAUGUGUUCAGAGAAAACAUGAAAAAUUCUCCUGGUCCUUCUGAUGUUAGAGAAUGUCAGUCAUUAAGCCAGUCCAGUCAGUUGGAAAACCCACAGUUACUACCAGGCACAUCUGAUGCAGUUUUUACAGAUGAAGGAUCGGACUCAGAAUUUGAAAAUGCUGGUACUCCUGCAAUAUUUUUCAGAAAGUCAAGACAGACUUGUUUAACUUCAACUCCUAAACCUGACAAGAAUGGUAACAAACCUUUUUUGAGUGAAGUAUCAAUCUCGAGUGCAGGCAGCCAGGAUUGUAGUGAUGGUCAAGAUUUAGAUGGAGACAUGCAAAUACAGGCAGCUAUAAGAGCUAGUUUAGAAAUUAUGCAAAAGUGGACAAUGAACACACUCAAGUGUGAGGAGGAGGGAAAUGUUAAGCAGUUGGUUGUGGUUCACAGAAGGCACAUUUUGAACUCAGCACUAAGGGCUUUGGACAGGGCUUCAUUUAAGUUGGAGGAACCAUUUAAAGUAGAAUUUCCAGGUGAACUGGGAUCCGAUUUUGGAGGACCAAAGAGGGAAUUUUUACGUUGUCUUAUGAAGGAACUGGCUAGUACCAUUCUGGAAGGGGAACCAUAUAACAAGUCCUUUAUACACUCUGUGCCACUGUUAGAAAAAGAGAUGUUUUUCAAGGCUGGAAGAUUGGUGGUAUGGAGUAUUCUCCAUGGGGGACCAGGUAUUCCAUAUCUAAAUCCAACUGUUUACCAGCUUCUUAUUGAACCCAAAGAUGUCGUGUAUUCAAUAGAUGAUGUCAAAGACCUUGAUGUCAGAAAUAAAAUACAUAAGCUGCAAACUGCAGAUGACGAAGAACUGUCUCUUUCGAUGGAUUGGUUGGUAGAACAUGGAGUGUAUGGUAUCAUUCCACCAUACACAGAACAUACGAGAGACACUAUGGUGAGACAGCUAUUGAAGAGUCAUGUUUACCUAAGAAUCCAUGCAGAAAUUGCACAGUUCAGCCAAGGAUUGAAUAGUUUAGGGUUCUACACACUUAUGAAGAGCAAUUCUGAGGAAAUAAGGGGACUUUUUCUUCACGCUUUGUCCAACAGCAUGUUAACCAUGCAGAAACUGAAAGAAAUUAUACAGAUUAACUACAGUGAAGAUGGAUCAAAUGACAAAAAGAGAGAAGAAGAUACAAUGUAUGCUUUUGAACUGUUCCUGCAAGAUUGUUCAGAAGAUACAUCUGAAAUUAAUCUAAACAUGCUCUUGGCAUUUUGGACUGGAGCUGACACAAUCCCUCCACUAGGAUUUCACAAAAAGCUUGAAAUUAAAUUUGUGGAAGACCCUGCCCGUUUGCCAGUUGCACAUACCUGCGAUCUUUUGUUGGAAAUAUCUAGGGGAGAAACCCCUGAGGAAUUUCACAGAAAAAUGGAGUUGGCAAUUACUUGUGGGGGGGAAUUCCAUCUUGCUUAA
Messenger RNA from Saccostrea echinata, 1891 nucleotides. Its product is annotated as G2/M phase-specific E3 ubiquitin-protein ligase-like. The record is from RefSeq and is a predicted model, not a curated record. Gene Ontology annotation, molecular function: ubiquitin-protein transferase activity. Lineage: Eukaryota; Metazoa; Mollusca; Bivalvia; Ostreida; Ostreidae. The transcript is spliced from 10 exons. The coding region runs from base 269 to 1891 and encodes 540 amino acids.